This is a messenger RNA of Cylicocyclus nassatus, 410 nucleotides long. The record is from the annotation of a GenBank genome assembly. NCBI's taxonomy places the organism in Eukaryota, Metazoa, Nematoda, Chromadorea, Rhabditida, Strongylidae.
AAAAUUUGUGAUAUAAAAGAAAUCAAAUUGUGCCUAAAACUGCAGACUUCUGAAACUUCGCAGCCUGUGAAGAAGAGCCCUUUGCUUUCUACGAACAUGAAUCUGUUCUCAAUCUGUUUUCUGCUGUUUUUCAUCUCUCUAGCAAGUGGCAAAAUCGAUCUCCCGUUCAAACCGAUCCCAUGUAGGAAGACUGAAGGUCUGAAGUACUGCCGGGCUUGGUGUCGUUUAUGGGACAGGCCACAUGCACAGUGUAUAACGACAUCAGAUGGGACACUCAAGAACGCUUGCGUAUGCAUGGGAUACAAUGGACAAUUAUGAAGUUGGCGUGCAAAGCACACUUACGAGCGUCUUCUAUUCUGUGCAUGAAUUUCUCAUUUUUUGCACAAUAAAGCAGUUACAAAUUUGUUAAA